CUCCUUCCUCCGUUCAUUGUGAGUGGCAAGCUGAACGAUGCGAGCGCUCGUAGCUGUUGCCGCCGCCCAGUAGAGUUUCCCCGCCCGAGGACCAAGCACAACGACACUGACAACGAGAGCGUGAGCGCAAGAUACGAAGACAAGUCCUUUUUUCAAACAAGUGUCAAACGUUGUCGUGGCGAAUUUAUUCAUGCUUUAACCAGUCAUCGGCAGAGCGCGAGCGAGAGGGGAGAACGAGAGCGAGUCAGCCUAGAGACGGAUAAGGAAGGAAUAGGGGGGAAAUAAUUGCUCGUAUAUUUCGGUCCUCGCCAACCGUUACUUUGGAUAUCAAGAAGAUCAGAGGUUGUGUAGCCAUGGGAUGUACACUGAGCGCCGAGGAGAGAGCGGCUUUGGACAGGAGCAAGGCUAUCGAGAAAAACCUCAAAGAAGAUGGAGUCACAGCCGCGAAAGACGUAAAACUACUCCUGCUCGGGGCUGGGGAGUCAGGGAAAAGUACCAUCGUGAAACAGAUGAAGAUUAUCCACGAGGAUGGCUUCUCUGGUGAUGAUGUGAAGCAGUACAAGCCUGUGGUCUACAGCAACACAAUCCAGUCCCUGGCUGCCAUCGUCCGUGCCAUGGACACCCUUGGCCUGGAGUACGGAGACAAGGAGAGAAAAGCUGAUGCUAAGCUGGUGUGUGACGUGGUGAGUCGUAUGGAGGACACCGAGCCAUACUCUCCUGAGCUCCUGGGGGCUAUGAUCCACCUGUGGUCCGACUCCGGCAUCCAGGAGUGCUUCAGCCGCGCCCGAGAAUAUCAGCUCAAUGACUCCGCCCAAUACUACCUAGACAGUUUAGACCGGAUCGGUGCUCCUGAUUACCAGCCCACAGAGCAGGACAUUCUCAGAACCCGAGUCAAGACCACUGGCAUCGUAGAAACUCACUUUGUCUUCAAGAACCUGCACUUCAGGCUCUUUGAUGUGGGAGGACAAAGGUCGGAGAGGAAGAAAUGGAUCCACUGCUUUGAGGACGUGACAGCCAUUAUCUUCUGUGUGGCACUGAGUGGGUAUGACCAGGUCCUGCAUGAAGAUGAGACCACGAACCGCAUGCAUGAGUCUAUGAAGCUGUUCGACAGCAUCUGUAACAACAAAUGGUUCACAGACACCUCCAUCAUUCUAUUUCUCAACAAGAAGGACAUAUUUGAGCAGAAAAUUAAGAAAUCUCCCCUUAGUAUCUGCUUCUCGGAGUACACAGGCGCGGACACCUUCAUAGAGGCAGUGGGCCACAUUCAGUCUCAGUACGAGAGCAGGAACAAGUCCCUCCAGAAGGAAGUGUAUGCCCACGUCACCUGUGCCACCGACACCAACAACAUCCAGUUUGUGUUUGACGCUGUCACCGACGUCAUCAUCGCCAACAACCUGCGUGGUUGUGGCCUGUAUUAACCCAGAGGAUAGACCCAGUGUGUCCCUGGAUUGACCCUUCUCCUCCACUUUUCCCUCACCCACAUAUCAAAUUAAUUCACCUUUUAGAUUUGUUAAAUAUUAAGACAUUUUAAUUCCAUUGUAUAAAGAGAGACAGCUGUAUUUUGUGCCUCAGGCAUUGAACAUCAUCCGUCGAAGUGAAUACAGGAAAGAGAGAAAAUCCUUGACUGGAACAAUUAGUUUAGUGUCAUAAAGAAUAUACAUUUUGACAAUCACUCACCUGCAAAACUGUUCAAGACAAUCUGGACAUCCAUGGUGAACCACAUUUCCGAAGAAAGAAUGCAGAUAUUAUAGACAUGCAUUUGAUACAUUUGUAGCAAAGUCAUGUUAGCGGUAGGUUAUUUCAGAAGAUAUGCUGUUUUACUAAAACACUAAGGCAGUUAUUGCUGUUGUGUAACCGUGUGUAAGUGGCAUUGGGUCACCACCAAAGAUAAACCAUCAUCUACAGGUUACAAGGAAAACUGCUCAUCUUUACCAACAAAGUAUCUAUUAUAAUUUGGCAUUUUGCUUAUUGAGUAAUAGUCAUCUGAUAUGAAAGGAAUUUGUGCCUGGACGGUUUUGUGAAACACUUAAGUUGGAAUUGGAGUUGAUGAGUUGGGGAUUUGUUUGCGGCUAAUGGAAGAUGGUACUGUAUAAAUAAUGUGAAUUUUUGGGUGGAUAUUUUUUCUUCUGUUCUGCUCAUAUGUCAUGUAGGUUCUGAGAUUUUAGUCUUGGAAGGCUUUUUUUUUGUUGUCACUAUAAGUUUUGUGAGAUUCAAUGAUUGGGUUUGAAAUGUGUAAGGUUUGAAAGUACAACCAAAUAUUUAAUUUACACUAUAGUGGCCUGAAGGGUACAUUUUUACUAAACAGUGUAAUUGGGUAAGAAAUGGAGACCAUUUAUCAUGCAAAUUGGCAGGAGUGACAAUCAACAUAGUCACUGCCUGAAGUUGAGUUAGAGCUGAUAGUUAGAGAUGUAGAAAUAUUCAACUGUCAUAUUUAGUCUAUCAUUUCCUGUUGCAAUUUAGGUGCCUCAGCAGUCUCAAUCAAGCACUUGGAGUUGUUUACCUUAUGGUGAUUGGCUUGGCUAUGUCAGUAGCUAUUUUAUCUUACUGGUGCCAAUGCCAUAUUUAAUGGGAGAGUGAAUAGGCUAAGGAGCAGGACGUUUCUGUGUGUGUUAGAGCAGAUAAAGUAGUAUCUGUUUGUGGUAUACUGUAAGAGAGCGGAUUAGGUAUCUGUGGAAUAAUUAUCCAGAAAACAGCUGCUCCAUUCCCCAUUACACAGACCCUCAGGGAGGACACCAAAUGUCACAACACCCUCCCUGUUCUUCUGCCAAAUAAUGCCAAACCACUCUAAGAAGGGUCAAAACUUCUUGGUUUCUUGCCAAAUAAUAUGCCGCUUCCUAAAUCAGGGGGUGGUCUGAUACCACCCUCCUCGUUUAGCUGUACAAAAACCUGUACUCGUUUCUUGUCAUGGCUGUAGGAAUCGCCAUCUCUUAGAAAGUACUAAUUUGUCUGCCUCACAGCAUCACACCCAUGUAGGUACCCGGUGAAUGGGGGUAGGGAAGAUGUUACCAUGAUGAUCGUUCUUAUCACCACGCCUGCCUUAGCUGGUAGGUACAGCCUCGUGUGUUAGAUGACUCUGAUACUCUAGUCACUGCAGUGAUUCUAGGGGCUCUGUAAAAGAUUUGUUGACUGUACUGCUGUACACUAAAAUGUCAUUGCCGUAAGAUACUGUGUGUUGCUUCGGUAGAUACACAGGACAUGGGAGGCAAAUGCUUGUGCCAACCCUCAGGCCAGUUAGUUCUCCACAACAGGACAUGAACUCUAAAUUGCCAUGAGCAGACAAGUUCUCAUUCUGUGCCAAAUCUGUUGAGACAGUGUUCAUGUGCUACAUUUGACAUUUUAUGAACAAUAAGAAGCAGGGGAGAAUGACUGCCCCCUUUCAUUGAAGCCACAGAAGUUCAAGGCCUACCGUGGUACUUGUGGUGAAUCUUCAUGUAAAGAAACAGAUUUUUUAAGACAAUCUUGGUACCAAUAAUUGCUUCUAAUACAACAGAUGUAUGUCCUUAAACCGAUUAUUUUACAAUCGCACACAGAACAAGUUAUAAGUAUAAUUCAGUUGCUAAUUGCAGCCUGCAGUACCCCGGUCGACCUUCUACUGGAGUUACUCAGUGAGAGGGGGCAACACUGAGCUAUCCUGCAAUGCCACUUCCUGGAGUUGCUCAAACUACGCAUGUUAUAUCUUGUGUUAUAUCUAUAUCUUAAAUAAUGGUGUCACAUGAUCAAUGGCCUUGUCCAUUCAUAUAUACAGUCAUUGAGUAUCUUUACAUGCACAGUAAUAAUUAGAUAUUAAACUGAUUAUGGCAGUAGGCAGAUUAUGCAAUAGUCAUGAAAACACCUUACUCUGCUAAUCUUAAAUCGGUGUCAGGUCAAAAUCAAAGUAGGCAUAUGCUGGUUUUCUGAGCAAUCUUCUGAAUCAUUAGGACCUGUAAACAUCUUAAUCGGCGCUCCAGCUGUGUAUUUGAUCUGUGCAUGUUCUAGCACCUGCCAAGCGAGCCUCCCUCUUCCGCGAAUGAAGUGAGCGGAACAACUGAAUGUAAGCGCCUUAAGUAGUUUUCAUAUGUAAACUUUUUAUGACUGAAAUCAGAAUAAAAUAUGUUUCCCAAAAAUGA
This is a messenger RNA of Oncorhynchus keta (chum salmon), 4106 nucleotides long. Its product is annotated as guanine nucleotide-binding protein G(o) subunit alpha-like. Lineage: Eukaryota; Metazoa; Chordata; Actinopteri; Salmoniformes; Salmonidae. Gene Ontology annotation, biological process: adenylate cyclase-modulating G protein-coupled receptor signaling pathway; G protein-coupled dopamine receptor signaling pathway. Gene Ontology annotation, cellular component: heterotrimeric G-protein complex. The transcript is spliced from 8 exons. Gene Ontology annotation, molecular function: G protein-coupled serotonin receptor binding; G-protein beta/gamma-subunit complex binding; corticotropin-releasing hormone receptor 1 binding. The coding region runs from base 354 to 1418 and encodes 354 amino acids. The record is from RefSeq and is a predicted model, not a curated record.